Molecule: messenger RNA, 405 nt
Organism: Cylicocyclus nassatus
Lineage: Eukaryota; Metazoa; Nematoda; Chromadorea; Rhabditida; Strongylidae
Source: the annotation of a GenBank genome assembly
AUGCAAAUGGCAUCGCUGGUAAACAGCUUUAUGCUGCAGCUGAUUCUUCGCCCUCAGAGGUUAUCUAUGUGGAUACAACGCCAGCCUCAGGCGACAACGGAAGCAUUGCUAGGACCUUACUAUGGAAAGAAGGACAAAGCCUGCCGCAUUGGCCUUUACGCUCUUAUGGCCAAUGGGAUGUUCACUCUCCACCCGAAGGAGCUCGGAAGACAUGCACAGCUGUACUGUGUACAUGCUGUGUGCUCGGGUGGAGUAGAUGUACCAGUACUUUUUGCGAUUAUUCAAAAAAGGACGGAGCGGGAAUACCGGGUGAUGUUCAAGCAUUUGAAGGACCAGCUAGACAAGUUUGAGGGAGAGAAUUACUUGCCAAAGAAGAUCAAAUGGACUUCGACAGGGGUGCAAUAA